UUUACUCGUUUUCCGAUGGGGUUAAAAUUAUGUUGUGCUUUUCUUACCUACCACCACAUGAACAAAGUGGGUAGUAAUAUACCUGAUAUUUUAUCUUCGCUGGGUUCCGAUGAGUAAACAACAAAGUUUCGCACAUCAGAUAUUGAGAAGAAAUAAUGAGAAUUUUCGCGUGAAUUGUGAUUUUUAUUCAUGUAUCUCAGCCUCACUUAACUUAUAAUGGCAAACAACAGUCCUGUGCUGACUGUGGGUGUUCCGAGCGCUGGUAAGACAAAACUUUUCCAACAGCAGCUACAACAGGCGAUCUCAAGUGACAUCCUGGAUGAUUUGGCCAGCAAAUUCAUCAUCAAUGUUCCAGUGAAGGAACGCGAAAAUCUCAUCCGUAUCUGUUUCCAAAUAGAAUUGGCACACUGGUUUUAUUUGGACUUUUAUUGUGUGAAUCAGAAACCAAAAUGUGGCAUGAAACAGUUCACGUUUCAGGUGUUCCAGCAUAUUCCCUUUCUCCAGCCUCACUUGGCGGUUGUUGAUAAAAUCCUAGAAGACUGGAAACAGUACAAACUGUCGGUUCCGACGUACGGAGCGAUUUUAAUAUCGGAAGAUAUGAAAUACGUAUUGCUGGUUCAAUCAUUUUGGGCGAAAUCAUCGUGGGGAUUCCCUAAGGGAAAAAUCAAUGAAAACGAGGAGCCACUUCACUGCGCUAUCCGUGAGGUCUACGAGGAGACUGGCUAUGACAUUAAAAAUCUCAUUAUGCCCGAUGAAUACAUCGAAUUGGUCAUCAAUUAUCAGUACACGAGGCUUUAUUUGGUUUGCGGAGUUCCGCUAUCGACGUUGUUCAUUCCACGAACAAGAAACGAAAUCAAAUGCUGUGAGUGGUUUCCCAUCGAUCUACUUCCUGUGACUAAGAAUGCAAAUUUUAUUAAGGGCACCCAAAGUUUGAAUGGAAACUCGUUUUUUAUGAUAUUCCCAUUUCUGAAGCCACUGAAGAAAAAGUUGGAAAAAUUUCAGAAGAACAAAAACAGAACCGGACAUAAUAAUUCUCCAGUUUUUGGAUCGGUCGGUAAAUCAAACAAAUUUGAGGAUUUUAAAGUGACAAAUUCGGCAGGAAAUGUUGGAAUGGAUAAUCGCCAGCGACAGAGGCACAAAUCGAUGGGAGAAAUAGAACAGCAGCGGUCCAAGUCGAGUGGAGGACAAUAUUAUAACGUCGCCAAUCAGCAGCCGAUUAAACACAUCCACAAUGCUAAGGAAACCGUUGCCGGAAAGGGAGGAGAAAUGCAAGUAAGCAAUGCGGCAUCGAAUAAAAAAUCUCACAAGAAGCAAAUUAACCAUGACCAUGGAACAUUCGGAACAAGUGCUGGAACCAGUAAUUCAGGGGGAGGAAAGAUGCCAAUAAAGAAAAAGUUAUUUGAGGUUGCGGUUGACACUGAACAACGGUUGCCAGCGAGUAACUCUAGCGACGACCAUUUAGCUAUGUUUAAUGAAAACAAGGCGUGGAGGGGUUUCAGACUUGACUACAGUAAAUUUUUUUAAUAUAAGUGUUUCAAUUGAUUUUUCAUUGUUCGUAAGGUUUUUUUUGUAUGUACAUGAUAACCAGAUAACAUGAAAUUCUGAAUCGUAGAAUAAAUUUAUAUUCCCAUAUA
This is a messenger RNA of Toxorhynchites rutilus septentrionalis, 1634 nucleotides long. Its product is annotated as m7GpppN-mRNA hydrolase-like. Gene Ontology annotation, biological process: deadenylation-dependent decapping of nuclear-transcribed mRNA; nuclear-transcribed mRNA catabolic process, nonsense-mediated decay. Gene Ontology annotation, cellular component: P-body; cytoplasm. The record is from RefSeq and is a predicted model, not a curated record. NCBI's taxonomy places the organism in Eukaryota, Metazoa, Arthropoda, Insecta, Diptera, Culicidae. Bases 217 to 1524 code for a protein of 435 amino acids. Gene Ontology annotation, molecular function: 5'-(N(7)-methylguanosine 5'-triphospho)-[mRNA] hydrolase activity; RNA binding; manganese ion binding. The transcript has 2 exons.